AUGGCGCAGCAAUUGAGCAACCUCUCCAAACCUAGUGGACAACUGCCAAGCAACACCGAGAAAAACCCCUCCAGGCAUGUAAAUGCAGUUAUAAAUGAAGAAGAAGAGGUGGUAAUAGAGGAAGAAGCACCUGAUGAAGGGGAAAAGGAGGAACAACCAGAACCUGCCCCAGAGAAGAGAAAGGAGCCCACCACUGAUGUAUAUGUACCUCAUGUUCCUUUCCCACAAAGAUUAGCGCGUCGCAACCUUGAAGAAAAAUAUGGGAUGUUUUUAGAAGUUCUGAGUAAGCUUGAAAUAAACAUUCCUUUCAUAGAUGCUACCAAGGAGAUGCCUUCUUAUGCAAAGUUUCUGAAAGAGGUAUUAUCUAACAAAAGGAAGCUGCCGGAAACAGGCGUAGAAACACUGAGAGGAGAAUGCAGCGCUAUCUUAGAGUGCAAGGUGCCGAAAAAGGAAGCUGACCCCGGAAGUUUAACCAUUCCAGUCAAAUUUGGUGAAGUCUUGGUUAAUAAAGAACUUGUUGAUUUGGGAGCUAGUGUGGGUAUCAUGCCGUUGUCUUUAUGCAAGAGGAUCAAUACGGAUAUCAAGCCAACAAGGAUGUCUUUGCAACUAGUCGAUAGAUCAGUAAGGUUUCCAGUUGGAGUUGUUGAAGAUUUGCCAGUUCAAAUAGAGAAAUUCUAUGCCCCUUGUGAUUUUGUGAUUAUGGAUAUUGUUGAAGAUCAUGUCAUACCUAUCAUUCUUGGGAGAGAUGUUUUGAAGACAGAACGGGCUAUUUUUAAUGUAUUAAAUGGCAAGCUUACAUUGAACAUCUUGGCGGAGGACGUUGAGUUUCAUCUUCCAUCAAUAAUGAAAGGACCCACUGAUGAAUCACUGUGUUGA
Amaranthus tricolor (Joseph's coat) is the source of this 876-nucleotide messenger RNA. RefSeq lists its product as uncharacterized. Bases 1 to 876 code for a protein of 291 amino acids. The transcript is spliced from 2 exons. The record is from RefSeq and is a predicted model, not a curated record. Lineage: Eukaryota; Viridiplantae; Streptophyta; Magnoliopsida; Caryophyllales; Amaranthaceae.